AUGGGUGAAGAAGUGAUCCCCACAGCUCCCAGCCGCGUCUCCCGCGACCCCGCCGUCCCCGCACGGUCCGGGGAGACGCGGCGCUGCGGGCGCCCAGCCGCCCACACGGGGCUCCGGCACCUACUGACUUCAGAGAAAUCAGCAAAGCUCUUAGGGUUAUACUCUGCAGUUUUUAAUAGUGUUAACAUCUUCCUUUUGGAUGUUUCAGAAUGCAAAAUCAAGGAGGAGAACCAAAAUACAGUCUUGAGCCUAAAGCGGCUACCUUCAGAUGAAGUAACAGUGACUCUGGAGAAACCACCUUUGGGGAGGACUGAUCAAAAGUAUUAUAAAACAGAGCAGAGCUGCCUGAGUCCAAGCCCUGUUGGCCCCCAUGAGGUUCAGGUCACACAGCACAAGACAGCUCCUGGAGGAGACAGACCCUACAUGUGUAUGGAGUGUGGGAAGUGCUUCAGUCGGAGCUCCCAUCUCCUUCAGCAUCAGCGAAUCCACACUGGUGAGAAGCCCUACGUGUGCAGCAUAUGUGGGAAAGCCUUCAGCCAGAGCUCAGUCCUUAGCAAACACAGGAGAAUCCACACGGGCGAGAAGCCCUACGAGUGCAACGAGUGUGGAAAGGCCUUUAGAGUGAGCUCGGACCUUGCUCAGCACCACAAGAUUCACACGGGAGAGAAGCCACACGAGUGUCUGGAGUGUCGCAAGGCCUUCACGCAGCUCUCACACCUCAUCCAGCACCAGCGGAUCCACACCGGGGAGAGGCCGUACGUGUGUCCCUUGUGUGGGAAAGCCUUCAACCACAGCACGGUGCUGCGGAGCCACCAGAGGGUGCACACCGGAGAGAAGCCUCACGGGUGCAGCGAGUGCGGUAAGACCUUCAGCGUGAAGAGGACGCUGCUGCAGCACCAGCGCGUCCACACCGGUGAGAAGCCCUACACGUGCAGCGAGUGUGGCAAGGCCUUCAGCGACCGCUCGGUCCUCAUCCAGCACCACAACGUCCACACCGGCGAGAAGCCCUACGAGUGCAGCGAGUGCGGCAAGACGUUCAGCCACCGCUCCACCCUGAUGAACCACGAGCGCAUCCACACGGAGGAGAAGCCUUAUGCGUGCUACGAGUGCGGGAAGGCUUUCGUGCAGCACUCGCACCUGAUCCAGCACCAGAGGGUUCACACCGGGGAGAAGCCCUACGUGUGCGGGGAGUGCGGGCACGCCUUCAGCGCCCGCCGGUCCCUGAUCCAGCACGAGCGGAUCCACACGGGCGAGAAGCCCUUCCAGUGCACUGAGUGUGGUAAGGCCUUCAGCCUGAAGGCCACUCUGAUCGUGCACCUGCGGACGCACACAGGCGAGAAGCCCUACGAGUGCAACAGCUGCGGCAAGGCCUUCAGCCAGUACUCCGUGCUCAUCCAGCACCAGCGCAUCCACACCGGGGAGAAGCCCUACGAGUGCGGCGAGUGCGGGCGUGCCUUCAACCAGCACGGUCACCUGAUUCAGCACCAGAAGGUGCACCGGAAGCUGUGAGGGCGGGCGGCCUUCGCACGGGAACGCCCGGCUGAUUGGAGCACCGCACCGGAAGCUCUGAGGGCGGGCAGCCUUCGCGCCAAAACGGCUUGCUGACGCUCGGAGCGCCACCGAGCGGGUAGUGAUGUAAGACGCGUUUUCUUUUCCUCGACAUCUUGAAGUUGUUUCGGACAGCAACCCCACAAUCGAACAGAAUAAACUACUGGUAAAGAUAGCCAUAAUUGUUUCUUUAACAUUAAUGAAUUCGAAGUAAAGAACUUAAGUCGCAAGGACUAAUGUCCCAUUAACUCUCCUAAAAUUGCAAAUAACGUCUUUUCUUAGAUUGCUACAUGCCUUUCCUAAUCAUAACUUAAACUUAUAUGUUGGACUAGUCUCAGUAGUAUGUUAAGAUACUAUAAAGUGCUGUGUGGAUAAAUUGAUAUAAAACUGUCAUCAAGUAUUACAUGAAAUGGCUGAAAAUUCUGAGUGUGUGUAAAUAACUUUUAUAUGAAAAAGGAAAAAGU
Molecule: messenger RNA, 2012 nt
Organism: Castor canadensis (American beaver)
Lineage: Eukaryota; Metazoa; Chordata; Mammalia; Rodentia; Castoridae
Source: RefSeq, a predicted model, not a curated record